Molecule: messenger RNA, 7511 nt
Organism: Onychomys torridus (southern grasshopper mouse)
Lineage: Eukaryota; Metazoa; Chordata; Mammalia; Rodentia; Cricetidae
Gene: Prrc2b
Product: proline rich coiled-coil 2B
Exons: 37
Coding region: 130-7185 (2351 amino acids)
Biological process (GO): protein O-linked glycosylation; cell differentiation
Cellular component (GO): membrane
Molecular function (GO): mannosyltransferase activity
Source: RefSeq, a predicted model, not a curated record
CCAUCCGCCGCCCCCGCGCCCGGCCGCCGCCCGACCGCCAUCGCCCGGGCCCGUCGCUCGCGGACGCAGACCAGGCAAAUCGGGAUCGGUGCCGAGAAAAAUUUCCUUACUAGAUGACAUUUCAUCGCAAUGUCCGAUCGUUUGGGGCAAAUAACCCAGGGCAAGGAUGGGAAAAGCAAGUACUCGACUCUCAGCCUGUUUGACAAGUAUAAAGGGAGAUCAGUAGGCGCGGUCAGAUCCUCAGUUAUUCCUAGACAUGGCUUACAGAGUCUCGGGAAAGUUGCCACAGCCCGGCGUAUGCCACCGCCUGCAAACCUGCCAAGCCUGAAGUCUGAAAACAAAGGAAACGACCCCAACAUCGUGAUAGUACCCAAGGACGGGACAGGAUGGGCCAACAAGCAGGACCAGCCAGACCCAAAGAGUUCCAGUGUGACAGCCUCUCAGCCGCUGGAGUCGCAGCCGCAGCCGGCUUUGCAGAAAUCUGUCUCCAAUUUGCAGAAACCGACACAGUCAAUCAGUCAGGAGAACACAAGUUCAGUGCCAGGUGGACCAAAGUCAUGGGCACAGCUGAGUGGAAAGCCAGUCGGACACGAAGGUGGUUUAAGGGGCUCAAGCCGACUAUUAUCCUUCUCUCCCGAGGAAUUUCCGACGCUGAAAGCAGCCGGAGGGCAGGACAGGGCUGGCAAAGAAAAGGGCGCCUUCGAUCUGUCGUAUGGGCCAGGACCAAGCCUCCGCCCUCAGAAUGUGACAAGCUGGAGGGAGGGUGGUGGGCGAAACAUCAUUUCUGCCACGCCUCUGCACACCUCCCCAACAGAGCUGGGCAGCAGGAACUCCAGUGCGGGAGACGGAGCCCCCUCCUCGACGUGCACCAGCGAUUCUAAGGACCCCUCUCUCCGCCCAGCCCAGCCCAUCCGCAAAGGGACCUCACAGUUCAUGGGACAUAUUUACCAGCCUCCCACUUACCAUGACAUGCUUCCUGCUUUUAUGUGUUCACCACAGUCAUCAGAGAACCAGGGUACGGUGGAACGAAGCUCCUUCCCCCUUCCUCAGCUCCGCCUGGAACCCCGGGUUCCUUUUAGACAGUUCCAGAUGAAUGACCAAGAUGGGAAAGAAAGGUCCGGCCUGGCACGCCCAGUACGCCCACUGAGGCAGCUGGUGGAGCGGGCACCACGGCCCACUAUCAUCAACGCAGAGAACUUGAAGGGCCUGGAUGAUCUGGACACGGAUGCAGACGAUGGCUGGGCAGGCCUCCAUGAGGAAGUGGACUAUUCCGAGAAACUGAAGUUCAGUGAUGAUGAAGAUGAGGAGGAAGUUGUGAAGGAUGGGCGGUCCAAGUGGAACAGCUGGGACCCGAGGCGGCAGCGGGAGUUGUCACUGAGCUCUGCAGACAGUGCCGAUGCCAGGCGUAUUCAAGAGGAAGGAAAGGACUGGGGAGAAGCAGGGAGUGUGUCCCGAGUUGUCCGGAAGGGGCCAGAGCCACAGCCUCCUUCCAGGAAGCUUCACAGCUGGGCAUCUGGCCCUGACUACCAGAAGCCCACAGUGGGCAGCACCUUCCGACAGCAGUCCUCUGAGGACAAGGAGGACAAGCCACCCCCAAGGCAGAAGUUCAUCCAGUCAGAGAUGUCGGAGGCUGUGGAGCGAGCCCGGAAGCGCAGGGAAGAAGAAGAGCGCAGGGCCCGGGAGGAGAGGCUGGCGGCCUGUGCUGCCAAACUCAGGCAGCUGGAUCAGAAGUGCAAGCAGGCCCCGAAGGCCAGCCAGGCCCCGAAGCCUGUGGAGAAGGAGGGCCCCCGGUCCCCGGGCAUCGAGAAGGCCUCCCCACAGGAGAACGGCCUUAUUGUCCGCAAAGACUCCCCAGAGUUCCCUGUCCAAGAAGCACCAAGCAUGUUCUUAGAAGAGACACCUGCAACACCCCCUGCAGUAGCUCAGAGCAGCAGCAGCAGCAGCAGCAGCGAGGAAGAAGCCAGGGAGGCCGGGUCCCCUGCACAGGAGUUCAGCAAGUAUCAGAAGUCCCUUCCUCCUCGUUUCCAGCGGCAGCAGCAGCAGCAGCAGCAGCAGCAGCAACAGCAGGAGCAACUAUACAAGAUGCAGCACUGGCAGCCGGUGUACCCCCCGCCUUCUCACCCCCAGCGCUCCUUCUACCCACACCACCCCCAGAUGCUGGGCUUUGACCCACGGUGGAUGAUGAUGCCCUCCUACAUGGACCCACGCAUUACACCCACUCGGACACCUGUGGACUUCUACCCCUCAGCCCUGCAUCCUUCAGGACUGAUGAAGCCCAUGAUGCCUCAAGAGUCCCUCAGUGGGACUGGCUGUCGCUCUGAAGAUCAAAGCUGUGUGCCCUCACUCCAAGAAAGAAAAGUGGCCACCAUUGACCCAACUCCUGUGUGGAGCCCAGAGGGUUACCUGGCACUGCAGAGCAAAGGUUACUCACUGGCCCACCCGAAGUCUGCCGACACUCUGGCCAUGGACAUGCACGUCAGGAAUGAGAGGUCUUACUCUGCCUCCCCCGGAAGGUCAGGGGGCUUAAGUGCCCAGCGCGAUCUCUUUGAGGAGAGAGGGGAAGAGCACUUGAGUGCUCUUGACAAGAAGGCCCAAGCAGACUUUGACAGCUGUGUCUCUGCUCAAAGAAUAGGCCAGGAGCUUUUAUUUCCACCCCAGGAAAAUGUUCAGGAGGUGGGUGCUCCUGGGGGGCAUACCCCAAACCUCAGGUGUUCCCCAUUGGAGCCCAACUUUGUCCCAGCCGAGAAAAAGCCAGAGUAUGGCAGUUGGGAUGUUGGCCACCAGCCAAAGGCUGCUGACACAGCUAACAGUGUGGAGCUGGAGGUACCCCAGGAGGAGCCGUCCUUCCAUGCUUCCUCCUGGGAGAAGGAAGGGAGCCCCAAGAAACAACCAAACCCAGAGCCUGAGUGGACACCCGAGCCCCGGAGCCAGCACCAGGAGCAGCCGGGCAGGACCCGGAGGUCGGGACCCAUCAAGAAACCUGUCCUCAAGGCCCUGAAGGUGGAAGAGAAGGAGAAGGCACUGGAGAGGGUCAGGCAGGGCCUGGGAGUGGAGAGCUCUCAGUUGGCCAUAGACAAAGAGCCCGUGUGCAGGACAGAAGAAGAUGAGGAUGAAGAGAACAACCCUGCUCUGGCCAAUGCCUCCUCUUCUGCCCUGGAGGACAAGGCUGCUGCCCGGGCUGGGUUUGGCCAUGAGGCCAGCAAGCUGGAUGAAGAUGCAAAGGCUGAUAAGACCUGGGAGAGCAGGCCCUCGAGGGAUGCCAGUGACAUUCCCCCAACCAAGAGAAACAACUGGAUCUUCAUUGAUGAGGAGCAGGCCUUUGGGGGCCGGGGCCAGACCCGCGGCCGUGGCCGUGCCUUCAGAGAGUUCACCUUCCGAGGCAGCCGGCCUGCGGGCAGCAACCCAAGUGGUCUGUGUGGCACCAGUGCCCUUGGGGCUCGCAGCGUGUACAGUGGUGGCCAGCGCAGCAGCCGAGGCAGGGCCCUUCGUGACUUCCCCCUGCCAGAAGACUGCCCUAGAGCCAAGCCCAGGCGCCGCAUCGCCAGUGAGACCCACAGCGAGGGCUCUGAGUAUGAAGAGCUACCCAAGAGGCGGCGUCAGCGGGGCUCCGAGCCUGGCCACGAGGGCAUGCUCCUGGAAAGGGACGAGGGCGCCCUGAAGAAGGACUCUUGGCGCUCCAACAGGACUUACACAGAGGACCAGGGUGGCCUAGACGCCCGCAGCCGGGGGCCCCGGGUCUGUGGGAGAGCCCUCCCACCUCGCCUGAGCAAUUGCAGCUAUGGCCGAAGAACCUUUGUCACCAAAGAGCCUCCCCACUGGCAGAGCAGGAGCCCAGGCGGCUCCUGGCAGGAAUAUGGCCCCUCGGACCCACGUGGCCCACGGCGAACCACUGACAGAGACUAUACCCCAGACUCCUACCAACCCUCUGACACAUUUGGCAGCAGGCCCUUCGAGGACAGCCGCGUGGAGGGCAAGAGGUCCUUUUUCCAAGACGACCACGGGGCAGAUUCUGAGAAUGCAGAGAACAGGCCCUUCCGUCGGAGGCGGCCCCCACGCCAAGACAAGCCCCCUCGCUUCCGGCGCCUCCGUCAAGAGCGGGAGUCCCUGGGCUUGUGGGGACCCGAGGAGGAGUCCCACCUGCUGGCAAGUCAAUGGCCAGGCCGGUCCAAACUCAGUCCUGGGGACAGGAGUGGUCCUGGAGGUCACAGGUCCCCAGAGCUCCCCUACCAGAAUUCUUGUGAUCAUGUCAACGAGGAGUGGGAGACUGCCUCUGAGAGCAGCGACUUCAGCGAGCGCAGGGAGCGGCGAGAAGGCCUUGCAGCUGAGCCUGAAAUGCAGGGGGAUGGCGGCCUAUCAGGGGCCAGUCUGGGUGAGAAGAAGGAGCUGGCCAAGCGGAGCUUCUCCAGCCAGAGGCCCCUGGCUGACAGACAGAGCCGCAAGCUGGAGCCGGGAGGGUUUGGGGAGAAGCCUGUUAGGCCAGGUGGGGGUGAGGCUUCCCCCCGCUGCGAGAGCCAGCAGAGCGGGACUUCUCUGAAAGUCAAAAGACUAGUGUCAGAAGAGUUGAUGAGAGAACAAAACACGGUCCACCGCUAUGCCCACGGCCCCAAGCGGCUCAGCGCCCCCGCCGCUUCCAAGUACUUACCGGUGCCCUUGGUCAGCCAGCGCGAGACCCGAAACACAGAGCUCCGAGCACGGAAAGAGCUCGUGGGAGGACACCGUGCUCUCUUAAAGACCGGCAACGCCCCCCGGCCGGCUCCCACGUUCCCGCCGGUUGAGCUCCGCGCACGCUCGCCCCGCCUCUGCCCUCCUGCCGCGCACGCGCGCAGCCGAGGCCGUCGGGCCGCGCAGGAACGACUAGUUGAGCGUCGAUCGGUGGGCGGUGAAGAGAGCGGCCUCAGCCCCCAACGGUCGAGCCUGCCAGGCGGUUCGCAGUCGUGGCCUCGCAUGGGGAGCCACUUUGCAGGACUCGAGGAGACGCUGGGUGCCCUCCCGGGCUUGCUUUUCUGCAGAAUGUUGAGAUUUUUGAAGCGGCCUCUAGUGGUGACUGCUGACAUCAACUUGAACUUGGUGGCUCUGACUAGCCUGGGUCUACUCACUCGGCUCUGGCAACUCUCCUACCCUCGGGCUGUGGUUUUUGAUGAAGUCUAUUACGGGCAGUACAUCUCCUUUUACAUGAAGCGCAUCUUCUUUCUGGAUGACAGUGGACCACCCUUUGGCCACAUGCUGUUGGCCUUAGGAGGUUAUUUAGGAGGAUUCGAUGGUAACUUUUUGUGGAACCGAAUUGGAGCAGAAUACAGCAGCAACGUGCCAGUGUGGUCCUUGCGCCUGCUGCCAGCCCUUGCUGGGGCUCUGUCAGUACCCAUGGCCUACCAGAUAGUGUUGGAGCUUCACUUUUCCCACUGCGCUGCCAUGGGGGCCGCCCUGCUGAUGCUCAUAGAGAACGCCCUGCUCACCCAGUCCAGGCUCAUGCUGUUGGAGUCCUUGCUGAUAUUCUUUAACCUCCUGGCCGCGCUGGCGUAUCUGAAGUUCUUCAACUCCCAAACGCACAGCCCUUUCUCACUGCAAUGGUGGCUGUGGCUGAUGCUGACGGGGGUCUCCUGUUCCUGUGCAGUUGGGAUCAAAUACAUGGGGAUUUUUACCUACUUGCUCGUGCUCAGUAUUGCAGCUGUCCAUGCCUGGAACCUGAUCGGAGACCAGACCUUGUCAAAUAUCCAAGUGUUCAGUCAUGUGAUCGCCAGAGCAGUGGCCCUGCUGAUCGUCCCAGUUGUCCUGUACUUACUGUUCUUCUAUGUCCACCUAAUGCUGCUCUAUCGCUCUGGGCCCCACGACCAAAUCAUGUCCAGCGCCUUCCAAGCCAGCUUGGAGGGAGGGCUCGCCCGCGUCACCCAGGGCCAGCCCCUGGAGGUGGCCUUCGGUUCCCAGGUCACCCUGAGGAGCGUCUUCGGCAAGCCCCUGCCCUGCUGGCUUCACUCCCAUAAGGACACCUACCCCAUGAUAUAUGAGAAUGGCCGGGGCAGCUCCCACCAGCAGCAGGUGACCUGCUACCCCUUCAAAGACAUCAAUAACUGGUGGAUCGUAAAGGACCCUGGGAGACAUCAGCUGGUGGUAAACAAUCCUCCCAGGCCUGUGCGCCAUGGAGACAUUGUACAGCUUGUUCACGGCAUGACCACCCGCCUCCUUAACACGCACGAUGUUGCAGCCCCACUGAGCCCCCAUUCUCAAGAAGUCUCCUGUUACAUUGACUAUAACAUCUCCAUGCCUGCCCAGAACCUCUGGAAACUGGACAUUGUCAACAGAGAGUCCAGCCAGGAUACCUGGAAGACUAUCCUGUCUGAAGUACGCUUUGUGCAUGUGAACACGUCUGCCAUCUUGAAGCUGAGCGGGGCUCACCUCCCUGACUGGGGGUUCCGGCAGUUGGAGGUGGUUGGGGAGAAGUCACGAGGCCACCACGAGAGCAUGGUGUGGAAUGUGGAAGAACACCGGUAUGGCAAAAGCCAGGAGCAGAAGGAGAGGGAACGGGAGCUGCAUCUACCCACUCAGGUUGACAUCAGCAGGAACCUGAGCUUCAUGGCCAGAUUCUCGGAACUGCAGUGGAAGAUGCUGACGCUGAAGAACGAGGAUUCUGAACACAAGUACAGCUCCACCCCGCUGGAGUGGGUCACCUUGGACACCAACAUCGCCUACUGGCUACACCCCAGGACCAGUGCUCAGAUCCACUUGCUUGGAAACAUCGUGAUCUGGGCUUCAGCCAGCUUUGCCACAGUGGCCUACACCCUACUCUUCUUCUGGUACCUGCUCCGCCGGCGAAGAAGUAUCUGUGACCUCCCUGAGGAUGCCUGGUCCCACUGGGUGCUAGCUGGAGCCCUGUGUACUGGCGGCUGGGCACUCAACUACCUGCCCUUCUUCCUGAUGGAGAGGAUGCUCUUCCUCUACCACUACCUGCCAGCACUCACCUUCCAGAUCCUGCUGCUUCCGAUCGUCCUGCAGCACGUCAGUGACCACCUGUGCAGGUCCCAGCUGCAGAAGAAUGUCUUCAGUGCCCUGGUUGUAGCCUGGUAUUCCUCUGCAUGCCAUGUGUCCAACAUGCUUCGUCCACUAACCUAUGGGGACACGUCACUCUCACCAGGAGAACUCCAAGCCCUUCGCUGGAAAGACAGCUGGGACAUUCUGAUCCGGAAUUACUAGCUAACAAGAGCGAGGAAGACAAACAUGCGGAACAGGAUCUAAAAAUGUGUUUGUCUCCCACCGGCAGAGGCCUCAGCAGUCAGGGACUGGCUGGGUCCAGGAAGGACUCCAGGGAUUAAUUACAAUUUCUCCUGAAGAGCCACUGGUUUCUCAUUUGAAGUGAUUUAUUCCUCUUCACACAGUGAAGACUAUACCCACAGUAUCACCUGUGAGGCCCACCUCUGACCAGCCAAGGCAGGCAGGAGCACCCGGCCAGGGAAGGAGUGGACAGGACUCCAGUGAUGAGCCUGAGCUUGCCACUAGCUGUGGGGGGGGGGGGGGGGGGG